Penaeus vannamei (Pacific white shrimp) is the source of this 1506-nucleotide messenger RNA. RefSeq lists its product as uncharacterized. The record is from RefSeq and is a predicted model, not a curated record. NCBI's taxonomy places the organism in Eukaryota, Metazoa, Arthropoda, Malacostraca, Decapoda, Penaeidae.
UUAUCACAUUCAUCUAUCAAGUGCUGAUAAGGAAAUCGCUCAAAGCCAUCUCCCAGCACAGUCUGCUUCCUGAACGCUCGACGUGUACACCCUACAUACGUACAUAGUGCAUCCUAGUGUUCGUUUGUGUCUUGGAGUAGAAGGGGGUGGAUACGGGAUAUCGAGUCGCAGCAGGAAGACCCAGACUGACAGUUACCAUAAUUAGCAAUGAGGACGUGGCUAAUACUAAUCAGCCUGAGUCUGGCUUGUGCUCAGUCGGACUUCACUUUGCUUUCGGAGGAAGAACGCGCCAACACCCAGACAAUCCGGAUAACCGAAGUGCGAAAGGUGUCUCGCCAAAGCACACAGACCAGCGUCCCCGGAGACUUCCCACAUCGAGACCACGACGUCAAAAUCGUGCUGGAAGACCACCCGCACUUCGCCGACGUCAAGAGGUGGCUUUUGGCGUUCAUGCGCGGCGAGGAACAGUUCACGAGCGCCUUCGACGUCCAGGAGAACGUCGGCAGCGAGCAGAAGGAGAUUGUGUUCCCGACGGAGCUCAUACCCAAAGCCAACGUGGUCUUCAUCACUGCGAGGGACGCUGCUGGGAGUACGGUAGCAUACGGAUCGGCACAGUUUAAAAUUCCGGAUCUGAACUCGAACCUGGCUUGGGUGGGAAGAGCCUACGAUCCGUCCGCUUCCUUUCUGCGCGUGGACACUGGCACCUUACCGGUAGUAGAAAUCGGAUCCCAUGUAUGCAAGCAGAACACGAGUCCCUGCUACAUCCUGAAGGAGAGCCUCCCAGAGGUUAUUCCACGGUGCCUCAACCUCACGGAUUCGAUCACCGAUGAGCACGUGGUGCUGUGUGAUGAGACAAUGGUUCCUUACCACAGACUAUCCUCGUCUGUAACUGCCGACUUCAAAGACGAUGAACUGUUACUGAGCCUAACCCCCCCUCAAACCGAGGUCGUGAAGAGCAUCGAGGUCGUCGCCUACAACCCGAGGGAUCCCUCCACCGUCUAUUCCCCUGACGACUCCCAGUGUAGUCCCCAGGGAGGAAAGGGGGCACCGGGGCAAGUAGAGUGCUCCCAGAACCUCAGAAUGACGGAGAGAGUCGACACGAUUGAGUUCAUUGUGGUGGUGUUCAUGUCUCAGAACGAGUCGCAGCCAGAGUCCAUUCUCCUCAGGCACGGAUUUAUAGUCGACGAUGGCCAGACGCAGACGGGUGUGAUCAUAGCCGCUAUCAUAGGCGUGCUGUUCGUGGUGGCGCUCAUCGCGGCCAUUGUCAUCUGCAUCAGGAAGAACAAGAGCAAAGGAAACCACGAAGUCGCCAUGAACGCGACCACUAAGUACACAUCAGCCCCGACUUCCGAUCCUGAACCAGCAUAAUGUGUUUCCUCACGUAAUAUAAUUUUUACAAAUAACAAUUAUGUAUAAGUCUCACAAUACUGAUAAGACUGCUCCAUCUGUAAAUACACAAUAGACGUUUUGUCCACGUCCUCUUUUUUAUGGUGAACGAAAAAAAAA